Messenger RNA from Phialemonium atrogriseum, 2511 nucleotides. Its product is annotated as DNA polymerase subunit alpha B. The transcript is spliced from 3 exons. Gene Ontology annotation, cellular component: alpha DNA polymerase:primase complex. The record is from RefSeq and is a predicted model, not a curated record. Gene Ontology annotation, biological process: DNA replication initiation; DNA replication. Bases 197 to 2209 code for a protein of 670 amino acids. NCBI's taxonomy places the organism in Eukaryota, Fungi, Ascomycota, Sordariomycetes, Cephalothecales, Cephalothecaceae. Gene Ontology annotation, molecular function: DNA binding.
CCAAAGACAGGGGAAACCGGGAACCACUUAACGCGACCAAAUCGCGUCACGUCGCGUCUCCAAACCAAAGGACCGAUAUUCCAUAUUGGCUUUAGUUUUCACUGCCUCACUACCCCGCCCAAAUCAGUGAUUGUCACCGUCUUUAUGACCAAUUGACCAGCGUCGACACGGCCCCAGGACCUCCAACGAUAUCACAAUGUCCGAUCCGGUGGUGGAAGAGUUGAACGAGCGCUUUGGGACCGGAGGGAAAGAGUUGGAGCCCGAUGUUCUUGCUGAGCUCCAGUCUAUCAUGCGGCUUCACCAGCUCUCCCCGCAGGAUCUGUUCUUCAAGUUCGAGUCGUACUCGAUCAAGCUGGACAUGGAUGGCAUGAAUGUUACAAUAGACACGUUGCGCGCUUUCAAACAGGACCUCCAAAGUGCGCUUGAGCGCAGCAAUCGAUCCCAGGCGUACAUCAAGCCCGAAAAGCGCAUUGGCGCAACCCCACGAGCGUCGGCUGCCAAGAAUGGCGACGUCUUUGGCAUGUUGGACGGGCUCGUCCCGAACACCCCCGGAUCAGGGAAGCUCAACAAGGUGGCGUCGGCGAAGAAGAGGCAAUUAGACACGCCUUCGAUCUCGAGGGUCAAGGGUGAACAUCCUGGCAGCUCGCCAGAUCAUAAGUCGCCUUCCAGGUUGGAAGACCAUCUCAACUCCCUCGGCGUUCUUCCCCCGUCGUCUUUCAAUGACCGCCAAACCCCCGGCGAGAUUAUCGAAGUCCUCAACGAUCACCUUCCGGCCGCGGAGCCGCCCAUUGCCCCAUUCGGCGAGUCUCGAAUCAAACUCACCGCUGCCUCCGACCAGAAGAAGCUGGGAUACAAGACCUUGGCCAUGAAGUUGAGUGAAGCUUCCGAGAUCCUCGAUGACCGGAUAGACGACUUCAUGAAGCCGGUCAUGGAGCAUCACAAGGUGGAUGAAUCAGAGUUCGGCAGCGCUGCAAGUCAGAGCACGAGCGACGUAGUUGCCCUUGGUCGGGUAGCCUCAGACUCGGCCGAAGGGAGGCUUAACGCAGCAUCUCUGGUACUGGAAACAUCGAGGCGAACGGGCGGUGGACUCCGCAUACCGUUGAACCUGGAGCAGCUCAAGGGCAGGUACCAAUUCUUUCCCGGACAGAUUGUUGCUCUGAAGGGCAGCAAUGCGUCUGGUCGCGAAUUCAUGGUGAGAGAGGUACUCCCUAUUCCGCCUUUGCCAAACGCAGCAUCCACCCCGUCCGCUCUCGAAGCCCAUCGGGAGCGACUCCGUGGUGGUCCCGAUGUCAUGGAUUCCGAUUCAGAGCCAUUACCCCUGAAUGUCAUGUUUGCUUCCGGCCCCUAUAGUGCAGAUGACAACUUAGAUUUCGAACCGCUUCAUGCCCUCUGUACCCGAGCAGCGGACAUAUACGCCGACGCUCUCAUCUUGACGGGACCCUUCAUCGACAUGAACCAUCCCCUCAUUGCCACUGGCGACUUCGACCUCCCAGACGAAGCCGUCGUGGACCCCGACACGGCAACCAUGUCGACCGUCUUCAAAUACAUGAUCUCUCCCGCCCUUAACCGCCUCGUCGCCUCCAACCCGCACAUCACCAUCCUGCUCAUCCCGUCCGUCCGCGACGUCAUCGACAAGCACGUCUCCUGGCCGCAGGACAGCUUCCCGCGCAAGGACCUCGGCCUGCCCAAGACGGCCAAGGUCAUCGGCAACCCCAUGACGCUGAGCAUCAACGAGAUGGUCAUGGGCAUCAGCAGCCAGGACGCCCUGUUCGAGCUGCGCCACGAGGAGCUCGUCGGCGGCCGCCCCGCCGACCCGGCCCUGCUGUCGCGCCUCAGCCGCUACCUCAUCGAGCAGGGCCACUUCUUCCCCCUCUUCCCGCCCGCAGACCGGCAGAAGCUGCCCAAGGUCGGCACCCCGGACGGGAUCCCCGCCGGUGCUGCGGUCGACGCGAGCUAUCUGAAGCUCGGCGAGAUGGUAAAUGUUCGACCGGAUGUGCUUGUCGUGCCGAGCUCGCUACCGCCCUUUGCAAAGGUCGUGGAAAGCGUGUUGGUCAUCAACCCCGGAUACCUGUCCAAGCGACGGGGGGCUGGCACCUACGCCCGGAUGAUCCUGAAGGCCCCGUCACUGACCGAUCAAAGCUUGAGUAGUGGAGGCAUGAUGGGACACAACGUAUUUGGGAGGGCAAGGGUCGAGAUUACGAGGAUCUGAGCCUCUGGUUUACGAUGUACAUGUAUGUAUAUGACAAUGGUGACGUGGACUUCGGGGGAGUCGGGUAUCAAGGCUUGGUAUUUUACUACAAUAGUGCUUGGGGCUUAGGGUAUGCGGUUCAUGAUACCAUUUAUCUGGCGUCUACCCGCCGACGCUUAUCACCCUCGUGACGAUCCCGCUCCCGUGAGGACUCCCUUUUCCGCCGAUCCCGAUACUCGUCUCGCUCACGGUCUCGGUCGCCUUCUCGGUGGUUGUUCCGGGGUGAUCUCGACCUCCUGUCACUGUCACGGUCCCCCUCACGG